AUGUUGUCUCGGAAAACGAAAAACUCAUUUGGCACCGCCUGUGCAUGAUCUUCUUGGUUUUCCAUUUACCAAGAUGCAACUACUACAUGCCGAAAGAAGGGUGCCUUUAACUUUAUUAUUCACGACCACCCACCACCACCGCAAAAGAACCAGCACCAUGAAAAUGCUACCCAGCAGGGGGAUUCUACUCACACUGUGGACUUUCUUGUCCCCAGGGGACCACCUUAGCGGGUCCGAUUUAUUUCCGCAUAAAUUCUUUUGCCAC
Messenger RNA from Amoebophrya sp. A120, 265 nucleotides. The record is from the annotation of a GenBank genome assembly. NCBI's taxonomy places the organism in Eukaryota, Dinophyceae, Syndiniales, Amoebophryaceae.